AUGGAGAAAAGGCCAAGAGAUUGUCUCUUAUUUGUGGGCUUACUGUGCCUGAUUGCCCUAGCUGAGUCUGCAACUGUGAGAACAAUACCAGUAGGAGUGAUUCUGGAUUUGAGUUCAUCACUUGGUCCCACGGUUCUUAAUUGCAUCAACAUCGGACUCCAUGAUUUCUAUUCCUCGGAGUAUUCCUAUGGAACAAAGCUCCAACUUCAUUUCAGGAAUUCCCAAGGCGAUCUCCUCACUGCAGCUUCUGCAGGUAAUCCUAACUGUCAAUUCGAAGCUAUAGCAGCCAUUACCAGAGCUUAUAAUUGGCAGUCUGUGGUCCCCAUUCAUGAAGAGCCAGACUUCGGCAACGACCUCAUCCCAUGUCUCACUUUUGCCUUACAAGAAAUGGACACUCUAGUGCCCAACGUAAUUGCCAUUCGUCGAGAUUCCAAUGGUUCUCAAAUCGCCGGCGAGCUCAACAAGAUAAAUCCCGAACGAACAUAUGUGUUUCUUGCUCAUAUGACGGUGGAGCUUUGGUCAAGACUUGUGAAACAUGCAAAAGAUAAAGGGAUGAUGAGUAAAGGACACGCUUGGAUACUUACACAAGGCUUAUCUUCAGUGAUAGAUCCCGAAGCUAAAGAUAUAAAAGUGAAAGGCUACAUGGAUGGUGCUUUGGGUGUGAGGCCAUCAGUGGCUGUGAAUACAUCACUGAAUGAAUCCAUCAUAGCUAAGCGCUUUUCCUUAGCGAGAACGUUAAAGUUUAAGUACAAUAAAACUCUUUCUCUAUCUGGCAUGUGGGCUUACGACACUAUCACAGCAUUGGCCAAUGCGGUAGAGAAGGCCAGCUUAGGCGAUUCUACUUUAGGAUAUGGGAAUGAAAGCAGAGCUGAUCUUGAAGAUAGAGGAAUGCGCAACGAAACAGGACCAGAACUUCACAGCAAAAUUCUGGCUACUAAUUUCGUAGGCCUGUCAGGGAAUUUCAGUUUGUGGCAAGGACAACUAGAACCAUCAAAAGUUGUGGUAUACAAUAUUGUGGAAGGCCUAAAAGAAAGGAUCAUUGGAUAUUGGACACCUGAAAUAGGACUUUUUCAAAAUUACAGUGCAGAUGGUGAACCAGCUGGUAAAUACAAAUGGCCGGGUAACACAACGGAGAGACUACCAAAGUUGAAAAUUGGGGUCCCAAAGACGCAGUUUACUCAAUUUGUUGAUGUUAACGGGAGUGUAGAAGGGCAGAAUGUAUCAACUUCUGGCUUGGCUGUUGAUGUAUUUGAAAGAGUGGUUCAUGUUUUGCGAUUUCCUCGUGAGUUCGUGCCUGUGAGAAAUGGAGAGCUAACUCCCUCCAGCUAUGAUGAUCUUCUCUGCCAUAUCACUGACAAGGCAAGUUUUCAUUCAUCUCUGUUGCUUUCGAUCAAUUGUUUUGCUCUUAUCAGAUUUUCUGUUUCUCAGUUUCUAAUAAAGGAAAGUCAGGCACGUAUCUGUAUAGUUUCACUGAUGAUUAUAUUCCGCCCAAUGAUUAAAGAACCGGACCGGACUGGACGGUCGGACGGUUAA
Messenger RNA from Neltuma alba, 1533 nucleotides. RefSeq names its product glutamate receptor 2.8-like. The transcript has 2 exons. NCBI's taxonomy places the organism in Eukaryota, Viridiplantae, Streptophyta, Magnoliopsida, Fabales, Fabaceae. The record is from RefSeq and is a predicted model, not a curated record. Bases 1 to 1533 code for a protein of 510 amino acids.